This is a messenger RNA of Cryptomeria japonica (Japanese cedar), 1243 nucleotides long. Its product is annotated as succinate dehydrogenase [ubiquinone] iron-sulfur subunit 1, mitochondrial. The record is from RefSeq and is a predicted model, not a curated record. Gene Ontology annotation, molecular function: electron transfer activity; 2 iron, 2 sulfur cluster binding. Gene Ontology annotation, cellular component: mitochondrion. Gene Ontology annotation, biological process: tricarboxylic acid cycle; respiratory electron transport chain; aerobic respiration. The coding region runs from base 169 to 966 and encodes 265 amino acids. Lineage: Eukaryota; Viridiplantae; Streptophyta; Pinopsida; Cupressales; Cupressaceae. The transcript is spliced from 2 exons.
UGUUUGCAGUAUUUUAAUAUAUAUUUAUGCGCAGCCGAGUGGAAUCCACAAGCAAUCAAAGGAGAAAAGCAUUUGCAAAAUCUCAAAAUCAUAAUCAGGCCUGAAUCAGUGACACAAGUACAAACGCCACCGCUGCAUUGCUUUGUAUCUGAGAAGUCCAUUGAUCUCAUGGCGACCCUAUUGCGAGCCCUCAGAGGGCGCUCGGGUUCGACCCUCGCCCGCUCCUUCGCUUCGUCGGCUGAAGCAAAGACGAAAACAUUCUCGAUCUACAGAUGGGAUCCUGACCAGGCAGAGAAGCCACGGCUACAGGAAUACAGCAUAAACACCAAGGAGUGUGGGCCGAUGGUGCUGGACGCGCUCAUCAAAAUAAAGAACGAGAUGGAUCCCUCUUUGACCUUCCGACGCUCUUGCAGGGAAGGGAUUUGCGGGUCCUGUGCUAUGAACAUCAAUGGCUGCAACGGUCUCGCCUGCCUCACCAAAAUCGACACUGCCGCUGCCGCCGCCACCACCGUCACGCCGCUGCCGCACAUGUUCGUGAUGAAGGACCUCGUCGUGGACAUGACCAAUUUCUAUAAUCAGUACAAGAGCAUCGAGCCCUGGCUCAAGCGAAAGACUCCGCCUCCGACUGGGCCUGACGGGAAACGGAAGGAGAAUCUGCAGAGUAAGAAGGAUCGCACCAAGCUUGAUGGCAUGUACGAGUGCAUUCUCUGCGCCUGCUGCAGCACUUCGUGUCCUAGUUACUGGUGGAACCCCGAAAAGUACCUCGGCCCCGCUGCGCUUCUCCAUGCCAACAGGUGGAUAAGUGACAGCCGUGAUGAGUAUACAACUGAACGGAUAGAUGCUAUUAAUGAUGAAUUUAAGUUAUACCGGUGUCACACCAUCAUGAAUUGCACCCGUGCUUGCCCCAAGGGUUUAAAUCCUGCAAAACAGAUUGCUAAUAUAAAAAAGCUUGCACUGACAAAUUAGCGGAAUCGGGUUGCCUGACAUGAUUUUCAUUUGUGUUGGGCGCAUUCUACACUUUUCCCUAUUUUUGUCCCAAGAUAUUUUUGAAAAUAAAGUUAUACAUUCGAUACUUCUCCAUCCAAUUUCAAUUACAAUAUGAAUUGAAUUGAACGCUGCGUAGUUAUACAACACAAAAAAAUUCUUGUAUUUAAAUAUAAGAAAUAAUUAUUGCUGGGCAAUUUGAUUGCAGAUACAAUAGAGAGAUCUUGAAUUCAAUGUUAAGAUUAUAUAUUCAUUCUCC